Protopterus annectens (West African lungfish) is the source of this 1280-nucleotide messenger RNA. RefSeq names its product probable G-protein coupled receptor 141. The record is from RefSeq and is a predicted model, not a curated record. Bases 301 to 1260 code for a protein of 319 amino acids. Gene Ontology annotation, molecular function: oxysterol binding; G protein-coupled receptor activity. Lineage: Eukaryota; Metazoa; Chordata; Ceratodontiformes; Protopteridae. The transcript has 2 exons. Gene Ontology annotation, cellular component: membrane. Gene Ontology annotation, biological process: G protein-coupled receptor signaling pathway.
UGGAUGGGCAUCUUCCUGCACUCUUUUUUGCCUAGCUAUACAUAUUUUACUCAUUUUCCAUGUUGUACAUGCUGAAUAUUUUAAUAGAAAUAACAAUGUUACAGUUUUUUAAAUAAUUAAAUUUACCCACAUUGAGUUCAGCGUUCUUAUACCAGGGAUGAAAUAGAUUGCAAGUUGUCCACCAAGACAGACAUUCAGAAAACCACACAACAGUGUCAUCACAGAAACAAUGACCAGAUUGAGCAUAAUACAGAAGAGUUUUACUAUUGGAAGGACAAGGUCAGAAAAGAGAGGCCAGUGAUGCAAAGUAUAUUUUACCAGAAGAACAUGAACAUUUCUGAAAACACAGUUUCCACCAUUUUGCAAGGCUAUACUACAUCUCCAACAAUGAACAGUCCAGUGAGCAGUGAACACGAGUCUCAGAAGAUCAUUUUGAUGCUGCUCUACAGCCUUGUGUUUGCUGGUGGAUCAGUUGGAGCCAUCGUACUGUCUCAAAAGUUACUGAAAACCAGAAGUUUCUCAGUUACAACUACAGCGGUUAUUAACUUGGUAGUGGUUCACAGCAUGUUCCUCAUUGUUGUCCCAUUUCGCAUCAGUUACUAUGUCAUGGGAGCGUGGAAGCUUCCUUCUUUUUUCUGUACGGUAGUUAGUGCUAUGCUCCCUUUCCACAUGUACACCGCCUUCGGCUUCUAUGUGGCGAUUUUAAUCAUUCGAUUUCUUACUUUCUUCAAAAAGAACAUCAGAGUGUACUAUUGCAAGCAGCUACAUUCUCUUAUUAUAAGUACAGUAGUCUGGACUAUAGUGAUUGUAUUAAUUCUUCCCUUAAUUAUUCAACUAUACAAGAAUUAUGACAGUAAAAAAGAGAGAUGUUUUGAAUAUCAUGUAAAAAACUAUGACCAACAAAUAAUUACAGUAAACUACUUUAUAAUUAUUUCUAUGAUAUUAGCAAUGACCACAUUAAUGAUAAUUCAAAUUAUUAUACUUGCAAAAGUGGUGAUGAAAUUCAAGAAGGAAGCUUGUUCCCAUCAAGAAUUCAGAGCUCAGGUGAAGACUUUCCUUUUUGUGCUGGCUAUGUUGAUUUCUUUUCUGCCAUAUCACAUAUUUAGAAUUUACUAUAUUAGUGAAGGCACCCAACCCAAUUCAACAGAAUUGUACUUUUAUAAUGAAUUUUGCUCAGGAUUAACAGCUAUCAGUUGUCUUGACUCAUUGGUGAUUUUGGCAGUUGUUAGUUUGUCAAAAAGACAAAUGUCUUUUCAAUAAAACAUUUAUGCUUUUCAGAA